AUGUAUAAGAAGGAAUAUGUUAUCGAUUGCAAGGGUCACCUGUUAGGAAGGUUGGCAUCUCUUAUAGCAAAGGAAUUAUUAAACGGUCAAAGAAUAGUAGCCGUAAGAUGUGAAGAUAUAAACAUCUCAGGAAGUUUAUAUAGGAAUAAGCUUAAGUAUCAAGAAUUUUUAAGAUUAAGAACUAACACUAAUCCCAAAAAAGGACCUUUACAUUUAAGAGAACCGUCAAAAAUUUUGUGGAGAUGUGUACGUGGUAUGUUACCACAUAAAACAUAUAAAGGACAACUUGCCUUAAAGAAAUUGAAAGUAUGUGUUGGUAUGCCAUAUCCAUAUGAUAAGAAAAAGAAAUACGUUUUACCAAGUGCUCUUAGAGCUUUCCGUUUAAAAAAACACAGAAGAUAUUGCCGUUUAGGUACCUUAAGUUCAAGAGUUGGAUGGAAUUAUGAUACAUUAGUUAAAAAAAAUGAAGUUUUAAGAAAACAGGUUUCAAAAGCUUAUUAUAAGAAGAAAGUAAAUAACCUAAAUGAAAAGAAAGAAAUCAAAUCUGAAGCUCUAAAUUUAAUCAACCCUGAACAACGUCAAGUUUUAGAAAAUUUUGGAUAUGCAUAA
Messenger RNA from Plasmodium reichenowi, 609 nucleotides. Its product is annotated as 60S ribosomal protein L13, putative. Gene Ontology annotation, molecular function: mRNA binding; structural constituent of ribosome. Gene Ontology annotation, cellular component: cytosolic large ribosomal subunit; ribosome. The record is from RefSeq and is a predicted model, not a curated record. Gene Ontology annotation, biological process: negative regulation of translation; translation. Lineage: Eukaryota; Apicomplexa; Aconoidasida; Haemosporida; Plasmodiidae. The coding region runs from base 1 to 609 and encodes 202 amino acids. The transcript has 2 exons.